AUGGCUACCCUACUCCUAGCGUUAUUGACGAUUCUAUAUGUGGCAUCUGCUUGGGCACAGGAAAGCGGAGAACCUUCCGCCCUCGACAAAGCUAACGCGACAAUUGGCGCGGUUCUCUUUUUCGACAUCGCCUUCGGUGGUAUUCAGAUUGAUGAGGUCGAUCGAGAUGGAAAUCCGGUGCUGGACGCCUCCGGCAAUCCUAAGACAAAGGUUAUUAGUGUUCCCUUUCUAGUUAUUGUCCUGCUUCUCGGUGCGAUCUUUUUUACCCUCUGGUAUCGCUGGAUCAAUGUGCGGGGAUUCAAGCACUCCAUUGACAUUAUUCGAGGAAAAUAUGACAACCCAGAGGACACCGGCGAAAUCUCUCAUUUCCGCGCCCUAACAAGCGCACUGUCCGCAACGGUUGGCCUCGGAAACAUUGCGGGAGUUGCGAUUGCCAUUCAGUUAGGUGGUCCGGGUGCCGUUUUUUGGAUGCUUGUCGCAGCGAUGUUCGGAAUGACCGCAAAGUUCAGCAGUUGUACCUUAUCGCAAAUGUAUCGACAGACGAACCGAGAUGGCAGCAUCUCCGGCGGUCCCAUGUACUACGUCGAUAUCGGCUUGAGGCAGAUGGGAGGCGGCUGGGCUACCCUUGGGAAGGUACUAGCGGUCAUGUAUGCACUGCUGGUUAUGGGAGGCGCCAUCGGUGCCGGAAACAUGUUUCAGGUGAACCAGACAGCCGAGGCGUUUCGGAGUACCUUUGGACUUUCAGAAGGCGCAAACUGGAUCAUCGGUAUCGUAAUAGCAAUUUUGGUGGGGGCGGUGAUUAUCGGUGGGAUUAAACGAAUUGGCGCAGCAACCUCUAAAAUUGUACCCGCCAUGUGUGGUUUGUAUGUAUGUGUUUCGAUUCUAAUAAUUUUAAUGAACGUUACCAAAAUCCCUGAAGCUAUUGGGCUCAUCUUUAGUAUGGCUUUCACAGGUAAUGCUUUCUACGGCGGAUUUUUUGGCGUGCUGGUGUGGGGUAUAAAACGCUCAUCUUUUUCGAAUGAGGCAGGUCUCGGAAGUGCUGCUAUUGCUCACGCAGCAGCAAAGACAGAAGAGCCUGUUCGAGAAGGUCUCGUAGCGAUGAUUGGUCCCUUCAUUGAUACCAUCAUCGUAUGCUUUAUGACGGCGAUGGUAGUCAUCAUUACGGGCGCAUGGAAUGAUCCCAGCCUAUCACAGUCCGAUGGCAUUACGUUAACGACACAAGCGUUUGCAAGUGCCAUAAGCUGGUUCCCGUUGGUCCUUACCAUCAGUAUCGGUCUGUUUGCCUAUUCCACGAUGAUUUCAUGGGGCUACUACGGUGAACGGGGUUGGAUUUACCUGCUCGACCACUUUGGUGGUAUCGGUCUAAAAAGUGUUAUUGUUUUCAGACUUAUUUUCGUUAUCUUCAUUUUGGUUGGCGCGGUCUAUCCAUUACGCGCUGUUUUAGACUUUUCGGAUGCGAUGGUUCUCGGUAUGGCUUUCCCAAACAUCAUUGGCAGCGUCAUCCUUGCACCGAGGAUACUGGGAAAAGUCAGGGACUAUUGGAGCCGUUACCAAUCGGGCGAAAUGGAACCCGUUGAAUAG
This is a messenger RNA of Geodia barretti, 1581 nucleotides long. The record is from the annotation of a GenBank genome assembly. NCBI's taxonomy places the organism in Eukaryota, Metazoa, Porifera, Demospongiae, Tetractinellida, Geodiidae.